Sipha flava (yellow sugarcane aphid) is the source of this 1162-nucleotide messenger RNA. RefSeq names its product glycosylphosphatidylinositol anchor biosynthesis protein 11 (gene PIG-F). Gene Ontology annotation, cellular component: endoplasmic reticulum membrane. Gene Ontology annotation, biological process: GPI anchor biosynthetic process. The coding region runs from base 277 to 1056 and encodes 259 amino acids. NCBI's taxonomy places the organism in Eukaryota, Metazoa, Arthropoda, Insecta, Hemiptera, Aphididae. The record is from RefSeq and is a predicted model, not a curated record. The transcript has a single exon.
AAGUAUCUAAUUUUAAUAAAAUAAUUCUCUAAGGUUUUGUUUGUAAUCAAUGUGAUUGAACUAUAUUAUUUAUAAAUCGUGAAAAAACUAGUAUAUAAGUAACAAUUUCUUGCUUUAAAUUUAAAAUAUUGAUAUUACGUUGGUGACGUUAUUGAAGCCAGAUCAAGUGUUAUUAAACACGGGUUUAAAAUUUAACGAUAAUAAACUAGUUUUCUACUAUGUAACGAUUAGCCAAAUCAUUCAAAUUGGUUAAGAUCGCGCACUACUCAACAAAAAAUGGCCAAGAAAAAUGUUCGUAACGUAAUUAAGAAAAAUGAAUCGUCAAGCGUACUGAUCAACGCUCCAAAUGCUUCAGAGUACAAGACGCCAACUGCGUUCAUUCAAACCGAAGCCAACAAGGAUCCCGAACUCAUACCGCAUUGCCUUAGUUCGUUUUGCUACUUAGGCUUGUUUGUAUGGCUCAUGUUGGACAAAAAUUAUAAUCUAUUAAUUGAUCGCAACUCGUUGAUUAUUAUUGUUAUUUGUUACAUGAUCGAAUUUGCCAAGUACGCCUGUCAUUCUUAUUUAGUCAGUAGAAUAUCAAACCAAAUCAAACCUAAGAUCAACCCAAUAUUUUGGAUAUUUCAAUUUGUUGCCUCCACAGUAUUAGCUGUGGGUGUAGCAUAUUUCUUUUCGAUUCUGUUUGGAGCGCCAGUUACUACUAAACAAGAACAAACGCUUAUGUUCUCGUUACUUUUAACAGCGGUCAUAAUUACACCAACUGCUGUACAACUUGGGUCAAAUAUACUGCCAUUAUUAUUGACCGAUUGUUUAGAAACCGAAUUUGCUAGUACUAUUGAAUCAUAUGAAAGGAAUAAUUUCCGAGUAACAAUUUUAGGAGCAUUUAUUGGUGCAGUUGUUAUACCUUUUGACUGGGAAACCGAAUGGCAACGUUGGCCAAUUCCAUGUUCUGUUGGUUUAAUAGGAGGACAUUUGUUAAUUAAUGUUUAUGAAAUAGUAUGUUGGCAAUUUAAAUCGUUGAAGAAAACAUUUUCUUUUAAGAAAAUUAAAUUUUGAUUAAAUAUUUAUAUUCAGUACGUGUUAGAUGAAUGACCAAACUUAUUUUUAUGUUAAAAAAGAAGAGUGAAAUGCUAAAAUUGCACAAAAUUGUAAAUAUAAGUGU